AGGAAUAAUUAACUACUUUUCUAAUGAGGGGGAGAUGUGGCCUGGUUUGGGCUCCUUCAUGGCCCUGGUGCUGUUAGCAGUUUUGGGGUUCCCUUCUCAAACGUGGAGCCUCAACCCAGAUGACCCCAACGUAUGCAGUCACUGGGAGAGCUAUGCAGUGACUGUGCAGGAAUCCUAUGCUCACCCAUUCGACCAGAUCUACUACACCAGAUGCACAGACAUUCUCAACUGGUUCAAAUGCACCAGGCACAGGAUCAGCUAUAAGACUGCAUACCGGCGGGGCGUGAGGACCAUGUACAGGCGCCGCUCGCAGUGUUGCCCUGGAUACAUCGAGAGCGGAGACCUGUGUGUCCCUCUCUGUACAGAGGAGUGUGCUCAUGGCCGCUGUGUUUCCCCUGAUACCUGCCAGUGUGAACCUGGGUGGGGAGGACUGGACUGCUCCAGUGGUUGCCAGAAUGACUAUUGGGGGGCCCACUGCAGUAACCGAUGCCAGUGCCAGAACGGGGCGCUCUGCAACCCCAUCACGGGCGCCUGCGUCUGCACCGACGGCUACCAGGGCUGGCGCUGCGAGGAGACCUGCGAGCCGGGGCACUACGGCAAGGCCUGCCAGCUGCCCUGCCAGUGCCUCAAUGGCGCCACCUGCCACCACCAGACAGGGGAGUGCCUCUGUGCGCCAGGCUACACCGGGGUCUACUGUGAGGAGCGCUGCCCAGCUGGGAGCCACGGGCCGCAGUGUGAGCAACGCUGCCCAUGUCAGAACGGAGGGGUGUGCCACCACAUCACCGGGGAGUGCGCCUGCCCCCCAGGAUGGAUGGGCUCAGUCUGUGCCCAGCCGUGCCCGUUUGGCAGGUUUGGCAUCAACUGCACCCAGGAAUGCCCGUGCCGCAACAGCGGGCUGUGUGACCACAUCAGCGGCCAGUGCCAGUGCGCGGCAGGGUACACCGGGGAAAGGUGCCAGGAGGAGUGCCCAGUUGGCACCUAUGGCCCACAGUGUGCAAAGAAAUGCGACUGCCAGAACGGUGCUACAUGUUACCAUGUCAACGGAGCAUGCGUGUGUGACACAGGCUUCAAAGGGGCCAACUGCCAGGACCGGUUCUGCCCAAAUGGGCUGUAUGGCCUCAUCUGCGACAAAUACUGCCCCUGUAAUGCCAGCAACACCCUCAGCUGCCACCCGCUGUCGGGUGAGUGCACCUGUGCAGCAGGCUGGGCGGGGCUGUACUGCAACGAGACCUGCCCCUCCGGUUACUAUGGCGAAGGCUGCAGUCAGCCGUGCAACUGCGCCAACAGGGCGGACUGCAACAGCUUCACAGGAGCCUGCAUCUGCGCACCUGGGUUCAUGGGAGAACACUGCUCUCUGAUUUGUCCUCCUGGACUAUACGGGACGAACUGUUCCAGCACCUGCGUCUGCCGAAACGACAUCGGGUGCUCUCCUCACGACGGAGCCUGUAUCUGCAGGGAAGGCUGGCAGGGUGUGGACUGCAGUGUCCCAUGCUCCGGUGGACUUUGGGGUUUGGGGUGUAACCAGUCCUGCGCCUGCGCCAACGAGGCAGCCUGUGACCCCAUGGACGGGUCCUGCACCUGCUCCGCUGGGUGGAGGGGUGACCUCUGUGACACUCCCUGUCCUGAUGGCACUUACGGGCUGGAUUGUCAGCAGCACUGUGACUGUGACCAUGCCGACGGCUGUGACCCUGUGAGCGGGCAAUGCCGCUGUCUUGCUGGCUGGACUGGGGUCCGCUGUGACAGUGUGUGCACCCAGGGCCACUGGGGACCCAACUGCUCCAGGACCUGCACCUGCGAAAACGGGGGCUCCUGCUCGCCUGAGGACGGCACCUGCGUGUGCGCCCCCGGAUACCGCGGGACGUCCUGCAAGAGGAACUGCUCCCCAGGGCUCUACGGGCAGCGCUGCAGCCUGUCGUGCCCGCAGUGCGUCCACAGCGUCGGGCCGUGCCACCACAUCACCGGGCUCUGUGAGUGCCUGCCAGGCUACUUCGGCUCUCUGUGCAGCCAGGUGUGUCCCAGUGACAGGUAUGGGAAAGACUGUGCAGAGGUGUGCCUCUGCAGCAAUAACGGCUCCUGCAGCCCCAUCGACGGCUCCUGCCAGUGCCUCUCCGGCUGGAUCGGGGAAGACUGCUCCCAGGCUUGUCCCUCGGGGUACUGGGGCCCCGACUGCAUCCACAGCUGUAACUGUCACAAUGGAGCCCAGUGCAGCGCCACAGACGGGGAGUGCAGGUGCAGCACCGGCUGGACUGGACUGUACUGCACUCAGCGCUGUCCCUCGGGGUUCUAUGGGCGGGACUGUCUGGAGGUGUGUCACUGCCAGAACGGAGCGGACUGUGACCACGUUAACGGGCAGUGCGCCUGCCGCACGGGCUUCAUCGGGUACAGCUGUGAGCUGAAAUGCCCGUCUGGGACGUUUGGUUAUGGUUGCCAGCAGCUGUGUGAGUGCCUGAAUAACGCCACCUGUGACUAUGUGACAGGCACCUGCUACUGCAGCCCUGGGUACAAAGGCAUCCGCUGUGACCAGGCGGCCCUGAUGAUGGAUGAGCUGAACCCGUACACUAAGAUCAGCCCGGCGCUGGUGUCGGAGCGGCAGUCUGCAGGUGCGGUGAUGGGCAUCAUCUUCCUCCUGCUGCUGAUCAUGGCCAUGCUGAGCCUGUUCGUCUGGCACCGGCAGAGACAGAGUGAGAAGAACCACGACAUGCCCAGUGUCUCCUACACGCCUGCUCUGGGGAUCUCCAGCACAGACUACACCCUCUCUGAUGCUUCUCAGACCAGUGUCAAUACCAGUGGCCACUGCUUCUCCAACCCUAGCUACCACACUCUGGGUCAAUGCAGUGUCACCCAGUGCCAUGGCAACAGCCUGGAUGGACAGUCCACCCUGAAGCCGAAGAGCAAGAAGGGGGACCGGACCAGUGCGGAGUGGAGGGCGUACUGCAACCUCAAAGACCUGGGUGUGCACUGCUUGGACCGACGUUACUCUUACGUUGUAGAACAGUGCUACAAAGAUUACAUGGAGUCCAUGUGCAGUGCCAGCACCUGCUCGCUCAGCAGCGAGAACCCCUACGCCACCAUCAAGGACCCGCCGGGCGUGGCCGUCAGACACUCAGAGAGCAGCUACAUGGAGAUGAAGUCCCCCGCCCGCCGGGAGCCGCCCUGCGGCUCCGCCUUUCGCUCCGCCUCCUGCCCCGCCUCUCGCGCUUCCUCUCGCCCCACUUCCGCCGCCAUCAAGAACGUCUACGACAUGGAACCCACUGUCAAUGUCAUGCAGAGCACAGGAGCAAUAUUGACCACGUUCUCUCAGGGUCCGUAUGACCUGCCUCGAAACAGCCACAUCCCUAGCCACUACGACCUGGUCCCAGUUCGCCUCAGCCCCACCCACAAAACGCCCCCCCCAGCCAGCCCCCCCGGCUCCCUCCUGUAGGGGGCAGGCCUCCAAAUGUCCAAUGUGGACAGGGCUAUGCUGCACAGCCCCGCCCCGCCCUGCCCCACCCUGCCGUGCACCACCAAGCCCUACCACACCCCACCCUGCCCAGGGUUCUCUCUCUGACUGUUGCGUGGUAACAGAGCACAGAUAGUGGGUAUACUUCUUUCUCGCUUGCUCUCUCUCUUUCUCUUUCUCCCCCCCC
Anguilla anguilla (European eel) is the source of this 3626-nucleotide messenger RNA. RefSeq names its product multiple epidermal growth factor-like domains protein 11. The coding region runs from base 35 to 3421 and encodes 1128 amino acids. The transcript has 25 exons. Gene Ontology annotation, cellular component: membrane. NCBI's taxonomy places the organism in Eukaryota, Metazoa, Chordata, Actinopteri, Anguilliformes, Anguillidae. Gene Ontology annotation, molecular function: scavenger receptor activity; protein binding. The record is from RefSeq and is a predicted model, not a curated record.